AUGAAACCCCAUCUCGUGCCACUGUUUACAACUGGUUUAAUGAGUUUAAACGUGGUCGCACUAAUCUCACCGAUGAUGUGCGAUGGACGACCUUCUACGGCGACGACUGAAGAUAACAUCAGUGUUGUGCGGCGUAUGAUAGAGGCUGACAAAAGAGUGACCUAUCAGCAGAUCCGGGCAAGCUUAUUGAUUGAGAAUCGAAAAACAGUUACUGCAGAGUGGUACAGUAACAAUUGUUUGCCACGUGUUUUGGAAAAAGUGCGUGAGAAACGACCUCCCAGUAGGAUCCUCCUUCACCAAGACAAUGCUUCGUCGCACACCGCCAGGCAAACGAUCGAUUAUUUGGCGACCUCAGAUGUAGAACUACUGGGUCAUCCGACUUAUAGCCACAACCUCGCACCUUGUGAUUUUUAUUUAUUCCGAAAAAUAAAAGAAAAACUUCGAGGAAAACGUUUUAUGAACGCCGAGGAAGCUGUUGCUACGUUUCAGAAGGUGUCCGAUGACAUCGGCUACGUGAUAUACUCGGCACUGGGGAGCUUCUACAUCCCAUCGUGCAUCAUGGUGUUCGUAUACAUUAGGAUAUACUUCGCAGCUAAGGCUAGGGCCAGGAGAGGCAUCAGAAAAAAUCCUCGACCAAGGCCGAACGAGCAACAAACGAGCUUUACUAACCCGCCCAGAGGCACACGGCCAAUGCCUGCGACUCACCCCAUGCCAGCUGGACACAUCAAUACCAACAAUAAUGGGGAAACACAAAUAGCAACUAUAGAAACUCCACAAGUCCAAAUACCAACGGUGACAUGUGAUUUAGCGUCAGACAUAUCGACAAGCGAAGCGGGUGACACCGUACCUCCUCCCCCAGACGAACGAAAAGAUACGCUUAAGGUGGUAACAUCAGCGCAAGUAACAAAAAAUCCGUUAGCAUCGUGUCCUCUCAGAAGUUCGACGCUAUCAGUGAACGGUGAGCUCCAACUUCAACAGACGCGGGGCCGGGCACCGAGCAUGGCCAUCGACGCUGACAUGGUAUCUGAACUAGAACCUUCUUCCUCAGAUUCCGGCGUCGUAAGCCGCUGCGGAGGCGUCAAACCCCUAAAGCUGAGGAUCUUCAAAAAAUCCGACAGGAAACAAGAGAAAUCUCAGCCCAGCAGAUCCGAGCUAGAACCGGCAUUGCCGAAGCCGCACAAGCCGAGAGAUCCUGAGAGAGAGAAGAAACGAUUAGCCAGAAAAAAAGAGAAGCGUGCUACUUUAAUAUUAGGCUUAAUUAUGGGCAGUUUCAUUGCGUGUUGGCUGCCGUUUUUCUUUUUGUACAUUUUAAAAGCUGCCUGCAGACAGUGUGUGAUUCCGCCGAAUGCAUUUGCAAUAGCAUUUUGGCUCGGCUACAUGAACUCAGUGCUGAAUCCUGUAAUAUAUACGAUAUUUAAUAAGGACUUUAGGAGGGCGUUUCGCAGAAUAUUGUUUAAGUGAUGUUUAGCUUACCUGUGCUGCUAUAGAUGUGUUGCCAACCGAAUCAUGUUGGCUCAGCGGCGUGCAGCACCAGGUCUUUACAAUGUACGUUAAUCGAAUCAUAUGUCACGUUCACUUGUCAUCACGUAAUGCCGAGUGGAUUGUGGUGAGUUAGACUGUUUGACUGCUGAUACAAGAGUCAUAUUAUUUUUUAAAUCCUUUUUAUUAUCCGUACUUUUAUCGUAUUUCUUUUUUAUUAAUUCAUCCUUUUUGCAGUGGAUCAGAAUAAGCUGAUAAUAAUAAUAAUUAUGAUGCACUUUAAAAAUAAAUAUUUUUAUGGUAAAUAACUAAAAUUUUGAAUGAAAUUAAUCGUAUAUGAUAUUAAUAUUAGCUUAUAUUCGUUACUACAUUCACGUAGUAGUCAAAAUAAAAAAAAUAUACGUAAUUUAGGAUUAAUUGAUAUUAACCUUUACCUUCUAUUCUAGAUGACCAUCCAAUUAACAAAUUACAUACAUAGCGUCAUACAAUUGAUGCGUUAAAUUAAUUCGAUUAGAAAAGUCUCUACUCGUAUAUGCUGAUUAUAUUUUCAUGUAAUAUCAUGACAAACAGACAUAACAAGUAAUAAAAUUCUAAAAAUUACUAACUUGGAUUUUAGUUUGUUAUAAAAAAAUAUUAAUUACAUUUAUUGUUUAUUUUAAAAAGUUUAAUACUUUAAAACAUUUAAAGUGAUUUUAAAAACUAUUUUCUCUUAUUUCAGCAGCCAAAAACUAAAGGGUUUAAUAGAAAAUAGGAUGUAACCUACGUAAUAAAUAAUAGCCAUUGUAAUUUCUUAGGUCGGCUUGUCAUUAGAUUUUAGUAGGGAUAAAUGUCAUUUCAUGUAAAAAUAAAUACGAAUUACCUGUGGAAAAAUAGAAUGCCCAAUCUCAUACAUUAUAUACUAUAUGUAUAUAUUUAUUUAGUAUUAAAGUUACAAAUGGUAAUUUAUUCUUUAUUUAAUUUCAUAGUAAUAGUAAAUUAAAUAUAUUCUACGCAAUUAAACUAAUACUUUCUAACAUUAAAAUAUCCAAUGUUAGAAGGAAACAUUUAGAGAUAGCGCCCUAAACUCCCAGAGCUAAGUCUAUUUGAUGAAGUUCCUCUUCUAAAUUAGCCCAAUUGAAAAUCUAACGCAGAACCUCAUUUUGAAAUUACCAUUUUAAAGGAAAAAUAUCUUAAUCUAACCAAUUCAGAAUCAACAUCAGAGUUCAACUAUUUAUCCCGCCCAUUUUAAGUUAUACAAUUAUAUUAUUAUUAUAAUUAUAAUAUCAUCAUCAUCAAUAUCAUCAUAUAAUAAUAUUAUCAUCAUUUGUAAAGGAUAAAAAUAAUUCUUGCAACUACAAUUAUUUUUAUGAUUUGUCAAAAAAUUCCAUUGAAAAUUAACAGUUUGAAAGUUUUAUUGUUUUUACAUGAAAUGACUAAAACGUUUAUUUGCUAUAAAAAUGUAUUGUAAAGAAGUAAACUCGUUUUAUUUAUUGUAGAUUUUUUUAAUAUUAGUAGCGAAAUUUGUAUAGUUAAACAUACUAAACUGCAAACACACUAAUGGAUUUGAAAUGAUUAUACAUACUUAUGAUAACGUAUUACUUUAAACACUGUAUUAUAUUAUUCACUAAUGGAAUUUCAUAGCUUUAACUUGAAUAUUUUAAAACAUAGCUUAUUCUUAAUAGCUAGCAUUAUUUAGAGUUUCUAUACCAUGCUAGAGACAAUCCAUAAUAUAAAAAUAUAUGUUUCAUCUUCCUAUACAUGUAAUAUAAAUUAUAUUAGUUGAAAUAUAUAUUAUAAUAAAUAAUAGGAGAAUAUGUAUUUGAAAAUAUAUUAAUUUGGAAUUAUAUAUUUUUAUAUUUAUGGUAAUCCCUUGCAGAAAUACCCAUACGCUUAAGGUACGUACAAAGUAUUGUAGAUUUUUGUCUAAUUGUUUGCUGAAAGUGAUGUCCUAAG
Messenger RNA from Galleria mellonella (greater wax moth), 3411 nucleotides. Its product is annotated as alpha-2B adrenergic receptor. Gene Ontology annotation, cellular component: membrane. Gene Ontology annotation, biological process: adenylate cyclase-activating adrenergic receptor signaling pathway. The transcript has 6 exons. The coding region runs from base 1 to 1461 and encodes 486 amino acids. The record is from RefSeq and is a predicted model, not a curated record. Gene Ontology annotation, molecular function: nucleic acid binding; G protein-coupled amine receptor activity. Lineage: Eukaryota; Metazoa; Arthropoda; Insecta; Lepidoptera; Pyralidae.